Penicillium daleae is the source of this 2265-nucleotide messenger RNA. Its product is annotated as transcription factor domain-containing protein. Gene Ontology annotation, molecular function: zinc ion binding; RNA polymerase II cis-regulatory region sequence-specific DNA binding; DNA-binding transcription factor activity, RNA polymerase II-specific. Gene Ontology annotation, biological process: DNA-templated transcription; regulation of transcription by RNA polymerase II. Gene Ontology annotation, cellular component: chromatin. NCBI's taxonomy places the organism in Eukaryota, Fungi, Ascomycota, Eurotiomycetes, Eurotiales, Aspergillaceae. The coding region runs from base 1 to 2265 and encodes 754 amino acids. The transcript is spliced from 3 exons. The record is from RefSeq and is a predicted model, not a curated record.
AUGAGCACCAAGCCCUAUCAAUGUCAGCGAUGCCCCCGGGCUUUUGCCCGUCUCGAGCACCUGCAGCGCCAUGACCGAUCGCAUACCAAAGAGAAGCCCUACGUCUGCGUUCAAUGCCCCAAGGCAUUCACUCGCAAAGAUCUUUUGGCCCGCCAUGAACGACUCUCUCAUCAACCUGGGCAUAGUCCUACUGGUAAUCGGACACAUACACCUUCACCCUCACAUACAGCUAUGGACGGACUAGACACCCUGGCAUCUGUCGUCACUGAUCAUGCGCAAUCGGAUCGUCGUAUGCUGUCGGGCAGUAGUCCACAAUUCACAGAGGGCGUGUCGGUGCAUCGCACGCCAAUGAUGGGCGCCCGACUAGCAAAUCCCGAAACACCAUCAGCAGCGCCCCCAACUCCUCUGCCGGGCCCGGAGUUUGGAUAUCCUCUCGGUGGCUUCGCAGGAUCCUAUGAAGGAAACGAUUUUACCUCAUUUCUGGAUAGCGUGCCUCUGCCUAGCCACCCAUUUUCACCGGCAUUCCAGCCCCUGCCUCUCUUCCCACCCUUGACGUAUUCCCCAGUCACAGACUAUGAUCAGUCUUCGGAGAGAGGCCAACCUUCCGAAUCUAUAUCGACGCCUUCUAGCUCAGUCUUACCGCGCCAUGGCGCUCAAUUACCAUCACUUCAGCCGGAGGGCUAUCAAACUACUCCGAAGGCGCGACAGCCGACAGGAUUCGUUCCAGUCACUGCUCAAUGUCGAGACAAGGCCCUUGAAUCAUUGGCUGAAUAUUCUGCUGUUGUGCCAGAUCCAUCAUUACCUUCAAGACAUGCUUUGUCUCGCUGUUUGACAGGGUACCUGAUGGGAUUUCACGAUCACUACCCAAUCGUGCAUAAGCCGACAUUAGAUGUGGAUUCAAUGUCAUUGCCCCUGUUUCUAUCCAUGGCAGCACUGGGUGCAAGAUAUUCUCGGGAACCAGACACAAGCAUGCGCCUCUAUCAGAUUGCCAAACCAGUCACACUGGAACGAUUCCGGAGAGUGUUUCUCUCCGGCACAAUGCCUUCUGUGAACGUUGCCAAUGAUCAAGACACGCUGGAGCUACUGCAAGCCCUCUUGAUGCUAAUAUCGGUUUCGUCUUGGUUCAUCAAUAAUCCACCCUACCAUGAGUCAUUAUCUAUACGAAGUCAUAUGGCCACACUCCUUCGAAAAGACGGAAUUAACCGUCUCCCCGAGUAUGACGGCACCUGGACGAGCUGGAUUCGUCGGGAGUGUGUCAAGCGUACAAAGCUAAUUGUCUGCUGUUUCUUCAACAUUCACACGAUUGUUUUCGAUAUUCCCCCCGUCAUCCUCACUGAAGAGCUUUCCUUGGAUCUGCCCUGUACGGAGAAAGAGUGGCAAGCUCCUAGGGCUGAUGUCUGGCAGGUGGCACGUACCCAGAGCCCCGGGGAACCGAAUCUUCAGGACGCUCUCUCUGCACUAUUUACCCCCAACAGCGGCAUGGAGCGGUUUUCCUCGCUCGGUGGAUAUGUGCUCAUUCACGCAUUACUGCAAGAUAUCUGGGUGAUGACCAAGGCAGGUCGUCUCGCCCUCGCCCGCGGUCAUCGUCUUGGCUCAUCAAUUGUAUCCACACCGGAGCUUAUCUCCAUUGAACAAGCUUUGGAGCGGUGGUGUCAGUGCUGGGAACGUAACCAAGAAUCAUCCAUUGACCCAAUGAGCCCACACGGCCCUGUCUCUUUCACAUCGGCUGCACUCGUCCGGCUGGCAUACAUCCGACUCAAUGCAGACUGUGGGUCAGCUAGGCAACUACAAACCUGGGACCCUGUCCAGAUUGCUACAAGUCUUAAAGACAAUCUCCGUGUCCAACGCGGAGAUCGGCUCACCCGCGCAGCACUCCACUGUGCCCACGCCCUUUCCACCCCGGUCAAACUAGGCAUUGGAUUCGUCGCCCACUCGCAGGUGGCGCUAUGGUCGAACCAGCACGCCCUAUGCUCGCUAGAAUGUGCUGUAUUACUGGCUAAAUGGCUCGAGGCGGUGACGGUUCAAGACCCAAGCCCCGGGCUGACGGAGCAGGAGAUCCGCUUGCGGGACUUUGUACUUGAGAUGGUGAUGGAGGUACAGCAUGGUGUCUCGCGCGAAUGGCUGCUGGCAACCAACACUAGACUUAGCGCGGCGGUGACCCGCCUCUGGGCGCGCCUUUUCACUGCAGACUAUAUUUGGGAGAUGGUUUGUCUGAUUGGGCGGAGUUUGAAUAGUUAUGCCGAUUUGUUGGAGGGGCAGGCAUAA